GUCCCACUCUAGCUAGAUGAAUGGCACAUGUGUGCGUCCAGCUGCGCUCCCACCCAGAGAACGUCUCCCAGUUACAACCCCAUCACUCUGUCAGACUAGCAACGACAUGGCAACUGAGGGAGAGCAUAUCAAUAUGGAGCUUGGUAACCCCAGAACAAGAGGAGGAUCUGCCAUAAACAUUAACCAUUAUGCCACCAAGAAGAGCCUGGCAGAGAGCAUGCUGGAUGUGGCACUGUUCAUGGCCAACGCUGCACAACUUAAGGCUGUUUUGGAGCAAGGACCAAGCUUCACUUACUACGCUACCCUUAUCACACUCAUCAGCCUCUCCCUAGCACUGCAGGUCGUAAUCGGAAUCCUACUCAUCAUUAUCGCACGUAGGAACCUGAAUGACAUUUCCAAGCAGCAAAAGCUGAACCUGCUGAAUAAUGUGGCCACGGGACUGGUGUUCAUCACUGUCCUCAUUAACAUCUUCAUCACAGCAUUUGGUGUGCAGAAAACUGGGCUGUACCCUUCAAGGGGGCCACGCGGAAUACAGUAAAAUUAAACAACACUCAGGUCUUUGCUGGUUCCAUAUUCCGAAUUUCUUUGGCAGCUUUGGAUUUGUAAUCACAUACUCUGCAUUUCUUCUUCUGUAACUAACACUGUGAAGCCCCCGAUCAUUUUUUUUAUUGUUAAUAAAACAUUUUAAUGGCAACAAUAAAUAUACUCUAUUUUCAUAUUCCUCUAAUAUAUUGGUUCUUCAAAUAUUAAAUUACCAUAUUUGAUAGAUAAAUAAAUACAUAAAUAUAAAUAAAUAUAAAAAGAUA
This is a messenger RNA of Bombina bombina (fire-bellied toad), 806 nucleotides long. RefSeq names its product ninjurin 2 (gene NINJ2). Lineage: Eukaryota; Metazoa; Chordata; Amphibia; Anura; Bombinatoridae. Bases 17 to 538 code for a protein of 173 amino acids. Gene Ontology annotation, cellular component: membrane. Gene Ontology annotation, biological process: cell adhesion; tissue regeneration. The transcript has 4 exons. The record is from RefSeq and is a predicted model, not a curated record.